AUGCUAGCUGAUGAUGAGAUCGACCGCGUUAACAAGCGGUUGGAUGAGGCGCAAGGUAGUGCGCCCGAGGUUGAGACCCUCAAGAGUUACCUUGCCCAGGCCAAGGAGGAGGCGAAGGCGAAUAAAGCGGCCGCCGACAAAGCGGCUGCAGAAUUAAAGGCCGAACAGGUUGCCCGACGCCAGCAUGAAGAGAGGGUGGCCGAAGUGGAGCAAGAGCUGAAGGACACCAUCCGCAAGUGUGAGGCUUUGGAGGAGAAUACUAUGGCCGAAGCGGUCGAACUCGCCAAAGCCCUCCAAGAGGCCAAAGAGGCACGGACCGAGUCCCGUAGUGCUCGUGAGGAGAUCCAGCAGGCCGAACAGAUAGCGGCUGAUAAUGUCGUAAACAUCAAGGCUAUUUUACAUGCCGAGAAGUUGUACACAAGGGGAAGCAGUAUACAGGGCCUAAAAGAAAAGGCCCUAGCCUCCCCUAACUCCCAGCCGCAGCUAUCCCCCUCCUCCUCGGGAUCUCCGCCGCCUGCCCCUCGUUUUCCGGCGCCGGCCACCUCCACCUCGCCACUUGGCAGCCCCCCAUUGGCCAGCUACCACCGCGCCAUCGCCCUCCUCCUCUCCCUGCGCAGCAUGUCGCCCCAGCCCCGCGCCUACAGCCGCUCGGGCCCGCCGAAGCCCGUGCGCGGCCCGCCAGGCCUCGCCCCGAGCUGCCAGCGCCUCGCGCCAGGAACGCUCGCCUCCCGCCGCUCGGGAGCUCCUCCGCCGCCGCUCGCCGAAGCCCCAGCUCCUCCCGCCUCCUCGCACCGGCCAGCAGAACACUAG
Molecule: messenger RNA, 810 nt
Organism: Aegilops tauschii subsp. strangulata
Lineage: Eukaryota; Viridiplantae; Streptophyta; Magnoliopsida; Poales; Poaceae
Source: RefSeq, a predicted model, not a curated record